AUGGCACCGUCACUCGAAGAGCCCGUUCUUACUACUCCUCCGGCUCCAAUCCACACUCGGGGCCACUUCACCGUCCCCAAGAAAGAGACCACAGCAAACAACAAGUUCCACUAUGAGCCCGGUCGCACGACCGUGAAAAAACAUGUCGACUACCCAUACGAAGACCUGCUGCCCUCCUUCCCGGACGUCCACUGGGCUCCGCUGGAAUACACGCCAUACGAGGACAAGGGUCUUCGCGGCGAUCCCAAGUUCCGGAACUUGCUCCAGGAUGCCACGAGCAUCUCGGACUACACGCCCAAAAUCGGCACGGAGAUCCGGGGCGUGGAUCUAGCCCGGCUGAACGAUGCGCAACGCGAUGAUCUCGCUCGCCUCAUCGCAUACCGCGGCGUUGUGUUCUUCCGCGCUCAGAAGAACUUUGAUGUUGAUGCCCAGCGCGAGCUGGGGAAGUACUUUGGCAAACUGCACAGGCAUGCCACCACCGCCGUGCCGAAGCGCGAAGGCCUCGACGACGUGCACGUCGUCUUCACGGGUGACAACUCGGGUGACAACCGCGCGCUCUUCACCCCCAGCUUCCUCUGGCACUCAGACGUGACCUACGAAGAACAACCACCUUCCUACACCUCACUGAAACUCCUCACGGGACCUCCCAGCGGUGGCGGCGGCGACACGCUCUGGUCCUCGCAGUAUGCCGCAUACGACGUGCUCUCCUCACACAUGCAGACCUACCUCAAGGGCCUGACAGCCCUGCACUCGGCGAACAUGCAAGCGAACGACUCCCGCGCCAUCGGCCGCCCCGUCCGUCGCGACCCAGUCACUACGGAACACCCGCUCAUCCGCACGAACCCGGUCACCGGCUGGAACGGACUGUUCUUCAACCCGGGAUUUGUGACGAAGAUUGUGGGCAUCCCCACCGCGGAGAGUGAUGCCAUUGUGAAGUAUCUCACGGAUGUGGUGGCUACCACGCAGGAAAUGCAUGCGAGGUUUACGUGGGGAGAGGAGGAUGUUGCGAUUUGGGAUAAUCGGACGACGACACACUCCGCGUCCUAUGGCUUUGCACCCCAUCGCCGCCAUGGGGUCCGUGUGGCCUGCCAGGCUGAGCGGCCAGUACUGGAAGAAUGGGGCCGUUCUCAGGAGGAAGAGAUAAAUGCCUUGUAUGGACUGCCGGCAGUCAACAAGGACGGAUCGCGCCAGUCGAACUACAACGACUGA
Messenger RNA from Penicillium lagena, 1209 nucleotides. RefSeq names its product TauD/TfdA dioxygenase family protein. Gene Ontology annotation, molecular function: 2-oxoglutarate-dependent dioxygenase activity. The record is from RefSeq and is a predicted model, not a curated record. The transcript is spliced from 3 exons. Bases 1 to 1209 code for a protein of 402 amino acids. Lineage: Eukaryota; Fungi; Ascomycota; Eurotiomycetes; Eurotiales; Aspergillaceae. Gene Ontology annotation, cellular component: cytoplasm.